This is a messenger RNA of Oppia nitens, 948 nucleotides long. RefSeq lists its product as uncharacterized. The coding region runs from base 193 to 927 and encodes 244 amino acids. Lineage: Eukaryota; Metazoa; Arthropoda; Arachnida; Sarcoptiformes; Oppiidae. The record is from RefSeq and is a predicted model, not a curated record. Gene Ontology annotation, molecular function: GTPase activity; GTP binding. The transcript has 3 exons.
CCCUAUACCUUAUUUUUGAUGCUUAAUUCAAAUCUGAAGUCAAAAUUUAAAAAUUCAAUAAAAAGCGGACGGACGGAAGGACGGAAGGACAUAUAGAAUUCAGAUACGUACUCCUUUCAGGAGUUCGUGAUAAAAUAAAAAUCAUCUAGUCAACAUCAACCAAAAAAAACAUUUAUACCUAGUAUAUCAUAAAUGCGGUUAUUAUUCACCCGAUCGGGACGGCUGAUGGCCAUCACUGGCCGGGUAUUAUGCGGGGCAGCCGUACCGCUAAUCAAGCAGAAAGUCGGUAGCAAUGAGUCUUUUACCGACAAUACCGUCGGCACUACAGUUACGGGUAGUAGCAGUCGCUGGAAAUAUGGCGGUCCAGAGGGUCUGAAAAGUGUCCAAAUAUUCAAAGUUGUGGACAACGGCGGCGCCGGCAGUAAAGACCCAAAACUAGUAGCCGAUUGGCCGGCUAUUGACAAGAUUUUUGCCGACAAUCCACAAGUGGCCGACAAACCGGUGAAAGUGUUGGUCAUAUGCGGUGCACCGCGAAUCGGCAAAUCAACGUUUGCCAGUCUAUUGUAUGAUAAUUGUGAACCCGUCUAUCAAACAACUAUUACAGAUAAUAAUAAUAAUUUAGAGGACGAAAAAAAAAGUUUAAGUCUAGGAAACAAACGUUUGGUAAAAAUAUUUGAAACAUCGGGUAAAACAUUUCAGGCCAAUACUAAAGGUGUUUGGAUAACACCGGUUCCCAUACCUGUUAGGGAACGACCCGAUAGUGAUAUACUAUACAAUGUGUUUAUUGUUGACGUCGAGGGUAUAUUGGGUCCCAAUUCCGAUCAAUUUAUUUAUCAACAGUUAUAUGUAUUAUCAUCGAUGAUGUCCUCGCAUUUCAUCUAUUAUCUCAGACAUCCAUUCAAUGAAUAUCACGAACAAGUACUAUAACUGUACACAACAUUAGCCCAA